Molecule: messenger RNA, 1299 nt
Organism: Protopterus annectens (West African lungfish)
Lineage: Eukaryota; Metazoa; Chordata; Ceratodontiformes; Protopteridae
Product: vomeronasal type-2 receptor 26-like
Exons: 4
Coding region: 1-1299 (432 amino acids)
Biological process (GO): G protein-coupled receptor signaling pathway
Cellular component (GO): membrane
Molecular function (GO): G protein-coupled receptor activity
Source: RefSeq, a predicted model, not a curated record
AUGACGGCUGUGUGGCAGGAGGUGAGACGGCAGCUUCUUAAUGUUAUAAAGACUGCCCAUUUUAUGAAUCCAGCAGGCCAAGAGGUAUAUUUUGAUAUAAAUGGUGACAUGCCAAAUCAGCUUGACAUUCAGAACUUUCAGUUUUUCUUGAAUGGAACAAGUCGGAUUGCAAAAGUAGGCAUCUUCAGAUCCUGGGCCCCAGACGAACAGCAGAUUCAAAUAGAUACAACAGCCAUUUUAUGGACUGCUGGUGCUAUAGAGGUCCCACAUGCUGUGUGCAGUGAAAGUUGUGGUACAGGAUACAGGAAAGCGACUGUUAAGAGGCAGCCCAUAUGCUGCUUUGACUGCAUACUAUGUUCUGAGGGGAAAAUAUCAAACCAAACAGACAGCAAUGACUGCAUAACAUGUCCUGUUGAUGAGUGGCCAACCUAUGAACAAGACAAAUGUAUCCCUAAAACCAUCGAGUUUUUGUCUUACAAGGAGGAACUGGGGGCAUCAUUAGCUACUGUCAGUGUCUUAUUUACUGCCCUCACAGCUUCUGUUCUGUGUGUCUUUAUAAAGUUCAGAGACACUCCAGUUAUCAAGGCCAACAACCGAGACCUGAGUUAUCUGCUAUUGCUUGGUCUCUUUCUUUGUUUCCUCUGUUCAUUGUUAUUUAUUGGUCGUCCUGAGAGAGUAACUUGCCUAAUACGCCAGUUUGCUUUUGGUGUGAUUUUUACUUUCAGUGUCUCCUGUGUAAUGGCAAAAACAAUCACAGUCAUUGUUGCUUUCACUGCCUCCAAACCCAGCAGUUCCAUGAAGAAAUGGGUUGGGCCUAAGACACCAAGUUUACUGAUUGUCCUGUGUUCACUAGGCCAGGUUGUAAUAUGUGUUGCCUGGUUGUUUAUACUUCCACCUUUUCCCAGUAAAAAUAUGAAGAUAAAACUUGGAAAAAUAAUAGUGGAAUGCCAGGAAGGAUCAUCCAUAGCAUUUUCUUGCAUGCUGGGAUACAUGGGACUUUUGGCAGUGCUAUGUUUAGUAAUAGCAUUCCUUGCAAGAAAGCUGCCAGAUACCUUUAAUGAAGCCCAAAUGAUCACCACUAGCAUGUUCAUUUUCCUCAGUGUUUGGACAUCUUUUAUCCCUGCUUACCUGAGCACUCAAGGAAAGUACAUGGUCGCCGUGGAGGUGUUUGCCAUCUUGGCAUCAGGUGCUGGGUUAUUGUGUUCAAUAUUCCUUCCUAAAUGCUACAUUGUGCUGCUAAGGCCUGAGAAGAACACCAGGAAACACAUAACUGGAAAGGCAAACACCAGUGCAAAAUAA